AGAGAGAGAGAGAGAGAGAGUACUUCUAUUCAUUUCACGCAUUGAUUCAUGUCACAGGGUUUUUAUAUAUCGCCUCAGUUCCUUCCUUUCCCAUCUUCAAUCUGUCUAUAUAUAUGUAUCCAAUUUUCAGUAUUUAUAGGUUGACGUUGAAAUUGAGUUUCAACCCUGGGGAGUGCUAACUGCGCUGUUAUUAAGUGUAAUUGAGUUGAUUAGAUUCUGUCGAUGUUCGAAAUGGAUACUGUUUCGUCGCCGAAAUCCUGCAUUAAAGCUCAUCGCCGUCGCGUUCUUCAGAGGCUUUCACGACUUGGAGUCCCUGAGGAGUAUCUGAAUCAAGGACAGAUUGGUCUGGUUGCCUAUGCAAAGAGAAACAGAUUUCUUAUAGCAGAGUUGGUCUCCUCUAUUUUGCCUACGCAAAAGGAUGCAAUGGGGGCUUCUUUGGAGCCUCUUGAUGGCAUAAAAGAAGACGAUGAAAAUAUAUUUCGUGAAAGUAUGGUUUGGUUGAUGUGGUUGAUGUUUGAAGGUGAGCCAAACAUUGCUAUGGAUCACCUGGCUAAAAUAAGUGCUAGUCAGCGUGGUAUUUGUGGAGCUGUUUGGGGAAGCAACGAUAUUGCAUACCGCUGCCGGACUUGUGAGCAAGAUCCAACUUGUGCAAUAUGUGUUCCCUGUUUUGAAAAUGGAAACCACAAGGACCAUGAUUACUCUGUGAUAUAUACAUCUGGUGGGUGCUGUGACUGUGGAGAUAUUACUGCAUGGAAACGUGAAGGGUUUUGUUCAAAACACAAAGGUGCGGAGCAGAUACAACCUCUUCCAGAGGAGUUCGCUAAGUCUUUGGGCCCUGUUCUGGAUGCUUUACUUAGUUGUUGGAAACAGAAGCUAGUUUUUGCUGGAAUCAACUCCAAAGAAAGUCUUAGAGCAUCUGAUAUUGUUGCUGAGCUCCAACACACUUCAGAUGAGUUGACAUCGGCCGUGGUGGAGAUGCUACUUUACUUUUGUAAACACAGUGAAAGUUUACUUUGUUUUAUUUCUGGCAGAGUAUACUCUUCAGUUGGCUUGUUGGAGGUUCUAUUGCGGGCAGAGAGGUUCAUUACUGAUGGUGUCACUGGGAAGCUCCAUGAACUACUUCUGAAAUUGCUGGGUGAACCUCUAUUCAAAUAUGAAUUUGCGAAAGUGUUCAUAGGCUAUUAUCCAACUGUUAUUAAUGAAGCAAUAAAAGAGUGCAGUGACACUGUCUACAAAAAAUAUCCUCUGCUAUCACUAUUCUCUGUGCAAAUUUUUGCAGUUCCUUCCCUUACUCUGCUCCUUGUAGAUGAUAUGAACUUGCUGUCCAUGUUGUUUGAAUGUUUAGGAAAUAUAUUCAUUUCUUGUGCGGGAGAAGAUGGGAGGCUGCAGGUUGCUAAAUGGGCAAGCUUAUAUGAAAUUACUUUUCGUGUGGUUGGGGAUAUUCAAUUUGUCAUGACUCACUCUAUUGUACCCAAAUAUCUAUAUCAAGGUCAAUGGGAUCUAGUAAGAAUGUGGAUGAAACUUUUGGCUUUUGUGCAAGGAAUGAGCGCUCAAAAGCGAGCAACAGGCAGUCACAUAGAAGAAGAAGAUGAGAAUAUACAGUUACCUUUUUUCUUAGGUCACUAUGUAGCAAAUAUUCACUCUCUUUUAGUGGCUGGAGCAUUUUCAGUGACUAGUGUUGAGGAGACCAACGAACAAGCUUUCUUCAGUACGUCUAAAACAGAAUUUGAAGACCAGGAUAGCGUAAGACAUGCUAAAGUUGGAAAGCUAUCACGCGAAAGCUCUGUGAGUAGUAUAAAAGGGAAGAGUACAUUGAGUCAUGCUUCCAGCAAUGCUGAGCUAAAUAUUGGUAGUUUCCCUAUUCCAUCUUCUGCUUUGUGGUUAACAUUUGAGUGCUUGAGGGCUAUUGAGAAUUGGUUGGGAGUUGAUAACUUAGUGAGGCCUCUUGGUGUCUUAUCUCCAAAAACAAUUGAAGGCUCUGUUGAUAAUUUUUUUGCAUUUAGAAAAACACUAUCUAAGUUUAUAAGAGAUAAGGAUAUUUUUAAAUCAUAUGCUGCUCCUUCUAACGGUAAGCUUACAAAUUCGAGUGAAGUUCUUGGUAAACAAUGUUCAUUACCAUCCAAUAGCAGUGUACAUGUUGGUGUUGGCUUGGAGCAUGGCCGAUACAUGGGACUAGAUGCUGCACCUGGUGGUUCUGAUGACAAUAUGUUGGAAGGAGAAAGUGCGGCAGAGUUAGAAGGCCUCCAAGCUCUCAGUUUGUCCGAUUGGCCCGAUAUCAUAUAUGAUGUUAGUUCACAGGAUAUUUCAGUUCAUAUUCCAUUACACCGAUUACUUUCAAUGAUCUUGCUGACUGCACUGAAACAAUGUUAUGGCGAGUCUGCACUAUCAAGUCUGGUAAAUGCCAGUUCUGCCGAUCCAUCAUCAGCUCCAUAUGGGAACUUCUUUGCCAAUAUUUUAGGAGGUUGCCACCCAUAUCGAUUUUCUGCUUUUCUGAUGGAGCAUCCUCUGCAAAUUAGGGUGUUCUGUGCAGAGGCUCAUGCUGGAAUGUGGCGUCGGAAUGGUGACGAUCCCAUAAUAUCUAUAGAGUGUUACCGUUCAGUACGCUGGUCUGUACUUGGUCAAGACCUUGAUCUUUUCUUGCUGCAGUGUUGUGCUGCAUUAGCUCCACCUGAUCUUUAUGUCAAGAGGAUCUUAGAACGUUUUGGACUAUUGGACUAUCUGUCUCUGAAUCUUGAACAGUCUAGUGAGCAAGAACCAAUUCUAGUUGUUGAAAUGCUUACUGUACUCAUACAAAUAGUGAAAGAGAGAAGGUUUUGUGGGCUGAGUACCACUGAAUGUCUGCAAAGAGAGUUGGUAUACAAGCUUUCUAUUGGAGACGCUACUCGCAGUCAGUUGGUGGAAUCUCUCUCUUCUGAUCUUUCCAGAAUUAAUGAACUUCAGGAAACACUGGAUACAAUUGCAGAAUAUUUCAAUCCAUCUGGCAUGACUCAGGGAAUGUAUAAACUGCGAUCUGCAUACUGGAAGGAACUUGAUCUAUAUCAUCCUCGCUUUAACUCUAGGGAUUUACAAGCCGCUGUAGAAAGAUAUUUCCAUGUUUUCAGUGCUUCUGCAUUGACCACUCAGCUUCCUAAAUGGACAAAUAUUUAUUACCCUCUCAGGGUAAUUGCUCAAAUAGCAACUUGCAAAAUAGUCCUCCAAACUGUCCGAGCAGUACUGUUUUAUGCUGUUUUCACGUAUAAGCUUGCCAAAUCACGUGCUCCUGAUGACGUUGUUUUGGCUGCUCUGCAUUUGCUGGCACUAGCACUGGACAUCUGUCGAUUAAAAAGGAAAUCCGGUGAUCUGCUCUGUGAUGUGGGUAGUGCCAUUCCCCUUUUGGGAUUUGCCUGUGAAGAAAUAUGCACAAAUAAGUAUGGUGACCAGAGUAUGAUAUCGCUUCUUGUCCUAUUGAUGAGGAUACAUGAUAAAGAAAAAGCAAAGAACUUUAUGGAAGCUGGCAAUUUCAAUCUCUCUUUGUUGAUCAGAGAUAUAUUGAAGGAGUUUGCGGAGUUUGAACCUGGAUGCAUGAUUAAAUUGCAGAAACUUGCUCCUGAACUGGUAAAUCAACUUUCACAAUCCAUAGCAAAUGGUGAUAUAAAUGAGAUGGCAUCUGCUUCUGACAGUGAAAAGCACAAAUUGAAGGCUAGAGAAAGACAAGCUGCUAUUUUGGAGGAAAUGAGAGCCCAGCAGAGCAAGUUUUUGGAAAGCAUUAAUUCCAAUGCAGAUGAUGACGUAGAUGAUACCAAAUCUGGGCAAGACUUGUGUGAUUCUCGUGUUAAAAACAAUUCUGAAGAGUUGGCUCAAGUCAUUUGUUCUCUUUGCCAUAGUCAGAGUUCCAGCAGUCCUGUAUCAUUUUUGGUUCUUCUCCAGAAAUCCAGGCUCUUGAGUUUGGCUGAGAGAGGCCCCCCUUCAUGGGAACAAAUUAGCAGCUCAGGGAAGGAGCCUGUUUCUAAAAGUACAACCACAGGUGAUGAAUUAUCCCAAAGGAGCAGUAUCUCUGUUGGCUCAGGAACUAUCUCUUCUUCUCAGUUAGUGGAUGUGAUUCAGAAUGCUGUAAAUGAUUUUGCUUUGUUGGGACAACCCAGGGAAGUGAAAGCCUUUCUUGAAUUUAUCAGGGCUCGAUUCCCAUCCAUUAAGAAUGUUCAGCUCCCUUACAUAUCAAAAGAUACAAGGGAGAAAACUGUAUUCUCCCUUGAGACAUUGGAAGAACAUAUGUACUUGAGAAUUAGGGGAAAAAGUCAUGCCAUUUUAAAGGACUCAGAUUCUGGAAACAAUGAUGAAAAUUUUUCAAUAACUGGAGGCAAUCUGGAAAGUAGUGGCAAUGCUGAAUCUCUUUUGCUUGGAAAAUACAUUGCCGCACUUCCGAAAGAGACAUUGAAGAAUCCUUUAGCUUCAGAAAAUGUCCAUUCUCACAGUGACAGGGCACGGUCUGAAUCCGAUAGACUACAUCCAGAAGACGAUGGAUUUGGUCCCAUCGGCACUGACGGAAUUUGUAUUUCUUCCUGUGGACAUGCUGUGCAUCAAGGAUGUCUUGAUCGUUAUUUAUCAUCUCUUAGGGAAUGGUAUGGCAGUAGAAUUUUCCGUGAAGGAGGGCACAUUGUGGAUCCAGAGCAGGGGGAGUUCCUCUGUCCUGUCUGCCGUGGACUUGCAAAUUCUGUGCUUCCGGUAUCCUCCAGAGACUUGAGAAGGAUUUCUCAGCCAUCCGCUUUUUCAACUGUUGACUCUACGUACGCUAAUAGCCCUUCAACAUCACCUGAGAGAGAUGCCAGUUCACUUCGUCUCCAAGAUGCUUUAUCUAUCUUAAAAAGCGCAGCUGAUGUUGCUAUAAGUAACGAGAUUCAAAAUGUUUUUCCAGUGCAGCAAAAUGUGGGGAUAAGGCCAGAUCUUGAACCUAUACUCCGUGUAUUAUCUGGAAUGUACUUUCCAGGCCAAGAUAAGAUGUUAGGAUCCAAUAGGAUAAGUCAUGCAAUAGUUUUAUGGGAUGCACUAAAGUACUCCAUCAUAUCAGCCGAAAUUGCUGCUCGAUCUAGAAACAAUUCGUCCCGUGCAAAUUACAGCCUCAGUGCUUUAUACAAGGAAGUCAACUCCUCAAAUGGUUUUAUAUUAUCCUUGUUACUAAAUGUCGCACAAAGCUUGCAAACAGAGAAUUCACUUUGUGUCCUUCUAAGACUAAGAGGCAGUCAGCUCUUUGCUGAAUCCAUUUGCUCUGGCACUUCUCCAAAUAAAUAUCCCGGCUAUAGGUGGAAACAAGGAGGUAAUAUGCUGUAUAUUCUGGAAAAUGCUGAAGCAGAAGUACAAUAUCCAGACAUCAAGUUUUGGGAACAUGUGUCCGAACCUGUCCUUGCACGAGAUGCAUUUUCGUCAUUAAUGUGGACAUUCUUCUGUCUUCCACGGCCAUUUUUAUCGUGCAAGGAGUCCUACCUGUCUCUUGUGCAUGCUUUUUAUGUUGUUAAUGUAACUAAGGCCAUAAUUACUAAUUGCAAAAAGUGGCGAUAUGAUAGAAGUGACUUUGGAAGCCAUGAUUGCUUGAUUGCUGACAUCUACAAAUUUAUAGGUGAACAUGGAGAAGCUCAGCAAGAUUGUGAUCCUAACAAUAUAAAUCCUGCUUAUGACGUCAAGGACGCAAUCCGUAGCCUGAGCUUUCCUUACUUGCGUAGAUGUGCAUUCCUUUGGAAACUAAUAAACCAUUCUAAUCCAGUGCCAUUUAGCGAUGAGGCUAACCAGUUGGAUGCACAGUUAUAUGCGGCCGGAGAUGUGGAGGGUGAUAACAUUGAGCUUUCUGAGGUUGAGAAACUUGAGAAGUUGUUCAGUAUCCCCCCACUUGGUGUCAUUAUUGGUGAUGAAAAUUCACGGUUGGUAGCCUUGAGAUGGCUGCAUCAUUUAUUUGAUAGGUCAAAAGCUCAUAAAUUUUUCAGUGUUCUGAAAUGUACGCCUGCAGUCCCAUUUAACUUGAUGCUUUUGCCUCGUCUUUACCAGGAUCUAUUGCAGAGGUACAUUAAAAAACAUUGCCCUGAUUGUGGAACUGUUCCGGAGGAGCCUGCAUUGUGCUUGCUUUGUGGUAAAUUGUGCUCUCCAAACUGGAGGACAUGCUGCAGGGAAAAUGCUUGUCAAACUCAUGGAAUGGCCUGUGGUGCUGGUAUUGGGGCGUUCCUAUUGGUUAGAAGAACUACUAUCUUGCUUCAGAGAUCUGCACACCAGACACUUCGACCAUCCCCCUAUUUGGAUGCAUUUGGUGAAGAGGUAAACUGGUUCUUCCAAGAGCUUUUUUUUUCCUCCGAUUGUCUCCAUGGAUUCUUAGCAAGAAAGAAAUCUCCUGACAUUGAGGAAUAUCUUAUUGCUGGAUUAUUACUUAAUAGUUUUUACAUGGCUAAAGGUUUUAUUAUAUCAAAAUCUUGA
Olea europaea var. sylvestris is the source of this 6432-nucleotide messenger RNA. RefSeq names its product E3 ubiquitin-protein ligase PRT6. Gene Ontology annotation, cellular component: ubiquitin ligase complex; cytoplasm. NCBI's taxonomy places the organism in Eukaryota, Viridiplantae, Streptophyta, Magnoliopsida, Lamiales, Oleaceae. Gene Ontology annotation, biological process: ubiquitin-dependent protein catabolic process via the N-end rule pathway; protein ubiquitination. The record is from RefSeq and is a predicted model, not a curated record. The transcript is spliced from 16 exons. Bases 223 to 6432 code for a protein of 2069 amino acids. Gene Ontology annotation, molecular function: zinc ion binding; ubiquitin protein ligase activity.